Molecule: messenger RNA, 1863 nt
Organism: Fusarium coffeatum
Lineage: Eukaryota; Fungi; Ascomycota; Sordariomycetes; Hypocreales; Nectriaceae
Exons: 3
Coding region: 1-1863 (620 amino acids)
Biological process (GO): mitochondrial lysyl-tRNA aminoacylation
Cellular component (GO): mitochondrion; cytoplasm
Molecular function (GO): lysine-tRNA ligase activity; ATP binding; tRNA binding
Source: RefSeq, a predicted model, not a curated record
AUGGAGCGCGAGUUCCAUGUUACCAUCAUGAUUGCGUUUAGCUGUGGCAAGUCCUUGACGGGGACAGUAUGGGGCUCACAAAGUGUGGAAAGCAGGAGGACCCUAGCUUCUGCCGCUGCUGGGUAUGAAGAUAAUAUGGAGGGACUGUCACCUUUCAAGAAACAGCGCCGAACUGAGCUUUGGGCGGAGCAGGAGGAAGAGGAUCCCCUCUUCACAGAGACACAUCCUCGCCUCGUGCACCGAACAGAGCCUAUGUCAGUGCCAGACUUUUACGAGGCUUUCGAUAAAGCUCUUGAUGAUUCCAAGGUUGUCACUGUUCACGGCCGAGUCCGAUCUAAGCGAGUUGUAGGAAAGCACCUCAUCUUCCUCGAUAUUGUGAAUGAGUUUACACGCCUACAAGUCUUACUCAACCGGUCAAAGUGCAUGGUGGAACAUGAUAUGAGAAGAUUGAAGUUUGCAAUGUUCAGAAAUUUAAUUCAAGUGGGCGACCACAUAUCAAUCACUGGUAUUCCAACUCGUAACAAGAAUGGUCAACUCAACCUUGAGGCCCACCAUCUACCUGAGCUCUUGUCCCCCACCAUGGAGCAGAUUCCUGAGAAGCUCACCGAUCCUAAGACGAGAAUGCAAGAGCGUCAUGUUGACAUGUUGGUGAAUCGUGAGGCUGUUGACGUCCUGCGUCUACGUGCCGAGAUCACCAAGCACAUGCGUGACUACUUCCACUCCAAACGAUUCCUCGAGUUCCAAACCCCGAUCCUGGCUGAGAAUGCCGGAGGUGCCGUCGCUCGUCCUUUUGUUACUAGAGCCACCGAGUUCAAGAACAAAGAUUUGGCAUUGCGCAUUGCCCCCGAGCUAUGGCUUAAGCGUCUCGUCAUUGGAGGUGUUGAUAGGGUCUUUGAGAUUGGUCCUUCAUUCCGCAAUGAGGGUGUUGAUGCCACGCACAACCCCGAGUUUACUAUGUGCGAGUUCUACAGUGCCUACAUCAACUUGGAGGACUUGAUCAAGGAGACUGAGGAGCUUUUGUGCAGCCUUGCCCAGCACUCCCAGGAUCUCAUUUCUACCCAGCUCACAUCACUUCCUCCAAUCGACAUGUCUCGAUUCGUCCGUCCCUUCAAGCGAGUCGAAUUCGUUCCUGCACUACAGGAAGCUCUUGGACUGCGUCUGCCCAAGCUCUCGUCGCCAACUGCUUUGCCAGAGUUGCUUGCCAUCUUGAAGCUUGCUGGCAUCGAGGUUCCUGGUGGGGCAUUCUUCUCACUAUCCAAGUUGCUUGAUCGCUUGGCUGCUGUUUACUUGGAACCUAUGUCCUUCACAGAGCCUAUUCUUAUCACAAACCACCCUGCGUGCAUGUCACCAUUGGCAAAGAGCUUCCUGUGUCCUGAGACCCUUCAGCUAGUGUCAGCUCGAGCAGAGCUCUUCAUCGGCGGUCGUGAAUUGGCCAACAUGUAUGAAGAGGAGAACGAUCCCGAAGCGCAAAGACGCAAGCUAUACGAACACCGAUAUCUCGUCAACAAGGAUGAUGGUAGCGUGGCCAUUGAGCCUCCGGAGACACCAGAAGGCGAAGAUGCUAUUAUAGAAGCACAGGAAGAGCCUUUUGAAGAUGAAGAUGGUGAUGCUGCUCCUUUGGACCAGAGCUUUGUCAAGGCUUUGGACUAUGGCCUACCUCCCACCGGUGGCUGGGGAUGCGGUAUCGAGCGUAUGGUCAUGUUAUUCUCUGGUGCCAACCGCAUCAGUGACUGUCUCAGCUUCGGCACGAUAAGGAACGUGGUGGGACUUUCUGCGGCAGAGGAGAACAAGAAGAUCGGCUCUGAGGAAGACAAGCAGGCGAGCGAAGAUGGAAAGAAGACAGACUCUGAUGAGGGAUUGUAA